This is a messenger RNA of Pseudophryne corroboree (corroboree frog), 2229 nucleotides long. RefSeq names its product cytochrome P450 2C5-like. Gene Ontology annotation, cellular component: cytoplasm; intracellular membrane-bounded organelle. The transcript is spliced from 12 exons. Gene Ontology annotation, biological process: xenobiotic metabolic process. NCBI's taxonomy places the organism in Eukaryota, Metazoa, Chordata, Amphibia, Anura, Myobatrachidae. The record is from RefSeq and is a predicted model, not a curated record. Bases 16 to 1962 code for a protein of 648 amino acids. Gene Ontology annotation, molecular function: oxidoreductase activity, acting on paired donors, with incorporation or reduction of molecular oxygen, reduced flavin or flavoprotein as one donor, and incorporation of one atom of oxygen; heme binding; iron ion binding.
GGGAAGACGUUUGCCAUGGACCCUGUCACAAUUCUACUGUCCAUUGCCCUCAUCCUAUUUUUGGCCUAUGUCUAUAACAAUUGGAAUCAACACAUGUAUAAGAAUUUCCCACCCGGACCAACGCCUCUACCCAUCAUUGGAAAUAUACACAUAUUCGACAUGGAAAACCCUAACAAAACAUUUAUAGAGCUGUCUAAGAAGUACGGGCCCGUAUACAGCGUCCAGUUCGGCAUGGCAAAGAUGGUCGUCCUAAGUGGUUAUGAUACGAUCAAAGAUGCUCUAAUCAACCACACGGAGGAAUUUUCCGACAGACCAAAAGCCCCGGUCAUUUCCAAAUUAGUAAAGGACCAUGGUCUUGUCUUUGCUAACGGCGAGAACUGGAAGGUGAUGAGACGAUUUACACUUUCAACAUUACGAGACUUUGGGAUGGGGAAGAAAGGGAUAGAGGACAAGAUUACUGAAGAGGUGGAAAAUUUACUGCAGGCAUUCAGAUCAUAUGGAGGAAAACCCUUUGAUCAUUUAAAUAUCAUCAAUGCAGCUGUAGCCAAUAUAAUUGUGUCCAUACUACUCGGUCAUAGAUUUGAAUAUGAUGACCCAAUCAUAGUGCAGCUCAUGAACAUAAUUAAUGAAAAUAUAAGACUAUUGGGAAGCCCCUUGGUCAAGCUGUAUAAGAAAUACGGACCAGUAUUCAGCGUCCAGUUGGGCAUGACAAAGAUGGUCAUCCUAUGUGGCUAUGAUACUAUUAAAGAUGCUCUAAUCAACCACGCGGAGGAAUUUUCUGACAGACCAAAAGCCCCAAUCAUUUCUAAAUUAGUAAAGGACAAUGGUCUUGUCUUUGCGAAUGGUGAGAACUGGAAGGUGAUGAGACGAUUUACACUUUCAACAUUACGAGAUUUCGGCAUGGGGAAGAAAGGGAUAGAGAACAAGAUUACUGAAGAGGUGGAAAAUUUACUGCAGACAUUUAGAUCAUAUGGAGGAAAACCCUUUGAUCAUUUGACCAUCAUGAAUGCUGCUGUAGCCAAUAUCAUUGUGUCUGUACUAAUCAGUCAUCGAUAUGAAUAUGAUGAUCCAACCAUAGUGCAGCUCAUGAACCUAAUUAAUGAAAAUCUAAGACUCCUGGGAAGUCCUGUGGUCAGGCUGUACAGUAGUUUUCCGACUGUGAUGGACUGGCUGCCGGGCCUUCACAAAAAAGUUUUAGAAAACCUUGGAAAUAUGCAGAGUUUUGUAAGAGCGACAUUUACAAAACAGAAGAAAGAACUGGAUGUUAACGACCAGAGGAAUUUUAUUGAUGCGUUCCUGGCUAAGCAGAUAGAGGGGAAGCCAGAAUCCACUCUGUAUUACCACAACGACAACCUGAUUGCACUGGUGGGGAAUCUAUUUGCUGCUGGGAUGGAGACCACCACAACCACUCUGAGAUGGGGCCUCCUGCUGAUGAUGAAAUACCCAGAAAUACAAAAAAAAGUGCAAAAAGAAAUUGAGAGAGUGGUUGGAUCAGCUCAACCUCGAAUGGAGCAUAGGAAACAAAUGCCGUACACCGACGCCGUCAUUCAUGAAAUACAGCGGUUUGGUGAUAUUGUGCCUGGAAAUGUCCCACAUGCAACUUCCCAAGAUGUCACAUUCAGAGGAUAUUUCUUUCCAAAGGGGAUCACUGUUAUACCAUUUCUGACCUCUGCACUGAAAGAUGCUGACUACUUCGAAAAACCAGAUGAGUUUUACCCAGAACAUUUUCUCACCUCAGAAGGACAUUUCAAGAAGAAUGAAGCAUUCAUACCUUUUUCAAUAGGGAAAAGAAGCUGUGCUGGUGAAAAUAUGGCUAAAAUGGAGCUGUUCCUGUUCUUCACGUCGCUGCUGCAGAACUUCACCUUCCAGGCUCCUCCCGGUGCGCAGCUGGACCUCACCCCGAUAGUGGGGAGUACGAAUGCCCCCAAAUCUUAUGAAAUCUGUGCUAUACCUCGCAGCUAGAACAUGCUUUCAGGCCUGCUUACCUAUUGUAAUGAAUGGACUGUAUUUGUUUUGUGUGAUCGUAGACAUGGGGCUAGAUACAGACUGCAGAAGCACAGACGCACCUGUCUGUAGGUGUGUGUCCUGCAGGAACCUGGGGGUUGGUGCAAAUAUCUGUACUGAUGAUCAAAGGUUUUAUAUUAUCAUCUUCCAAAAUGAAAAAGUAACACAGUCUCACAAUCUAUCAUUUACAUGAUUUCAAGUCUAAAUAAAAAUGAGCGCUUAUCA